AUGUGGGAUGUGGGUUUACACUUUACAGAGCUACCCAGGAUUCCUGUUGACCCAGCAAGCCCUGAUAUGUUUGGUGAUAUGGGUGGUGGUGGUAGGCUUGGCUCUUAUGGAGGUCUGGGAGGUAGUCGGCUAAGUGACUCAGGUUUUGGUCAUGCUGGUGGCUAUAGUAGUUCUGGCCCUUCUGGGUUUGGAUGCAGUUCUGGUUUUGGCAGUCCAUCAGAUUGUAUGGGUGGAUAUGGUGGAUCAAAUUCAGGUGGGUUUGGGGACAUUGGUUCAGGUUGUUCCAUUGGGUUUGGGAAAUUUGGUUCAGGUCGCUCUAGUAGCUUUGGUAAUUCUAGUUCAAGUAGAUCUGGUGGUAGCUUUGGUGUCUCUGGUUCAAGCUGUUUUGGUAGCUUUGGUGAUGAGAAAGCUAGUGCCGAUGAGGAUCUGUGGUCUGGCAGGAGGUCAUUUUAA
Messenger RNA from Nelumbo nucifera (sacred lotus), 453 nucleotides. The record is from RefSeq and is a predicted model, not a curated record. NCBI's taxonomy places the organism in Eukaryota, Viridiplantae, Streptophyta, Magnoliopsida, Proteales, Nelumbonaceae.